Molecule: messenger RNA, 810 nt
Organism: Desarmillaria tabescens
Lineage: Eukaryota; Fungi; Basidiomycota; Agaricomycetes; Agaricales; Physalacriaceae
Exons: 1
Coding region: 1-810 (269 amino acids)
Source: RefSeq, a predicted model, not a curated record
AUGAGUUGGUUAUUGGACGGGCGUCUGCUGUGGUAUUCCGUCCUGCGUCAAACAAGUGCAUAUACUCUGGAUGACCUUACUAAAUGCCUGUGCCGCUGGGGAAUAAGGUUAUCGACAUGCAAGCGAGUGCGUGUGCAUGACCAGCUGCCCAGAACGUCACUCAGGACAUCCGAACCCGUUCCUUACCGUCGGAAGGGCUUUCAACUGACCAUGGAGGACUUUGCGAGUUAUGUUGAAAGACGGCGACAGCUAUUCAGAAACAGCGACGUUGCUCGGGCUGCUCUUAAACAUGGAGGUCUCAUCUGGCGACUAGCAAUGGAGGAAGUAUCGGAAGAGUAUGUGACAUCUGGUCCAUCCCCGAGAGUGAUGGAAACCGGGGCUUGCCUUCGGACGACGGAGGGCGAGGCACUAUGGGAUGAAAUGUUGAUGGAUGACCAGAUUGAUGUCAUUUGCGGUGUGUACAAGGUGGAAACAGAGGACGAUCGCUACCCUAAGGGUGACCGUCGAGGAAAGCUCACAGAACAUGUGUCUUGGUUUCCCAAGGAUGCGGGUUGGCGAGGCUGUGGGCUCGAUGUGGGCUUUUGGAGUCCUGAUGCGGAAUCUUGGUAUCAACAUAGGCUGGCAAAUUAUCUUGAUGGAGACUUCAAAUGCAAAAAUCAGUCAGAGUGGAAGAGAUCAUUGAAACUGUGGCGGGAUGCCCCCAAACUCGCGGAAGGUCUGGAAAAGGUAUCGCAGGGGUUUCUUCAAUGCCACGUACUGCGUCUUUGUACGUUGAUCGUUCUUAUUUGUUCUUUUUCUCGCAUGUUCUAA